AUGGUCCUCAUUUUCGAAGAUUUGCUGAUGUUCGCGUGCUCAUCCAGUUCUCGCCGCCUUCUCCGAACUCCCUCAUCUCCAACAAGACCUUCGCCGCCGGCAGCAGUACCGCGAGCCUUUUCGUCCAUUGGCGGCUUGACCAUCGCCAACAAGCCGCGGCGUCAUGUUGAAGGCCCCCCGGAGCUUGUGCUUCUCUGCCGCACGACUGAUCCUCGCUGCUUGGAAUUUGCUGACGCCUUUCGCAGAACACGUCCGCGCGUUCGCCCACCAACCACCUGCGGCCUUUCCAAACUUCUCGCCAGGCCACCUCCACCGAACAAAAGUCACAAGCUCAAUGCAGUACUAUGCAAUAGCCACAGCGACCAUUGGAAGCUAGGUUCCAGAACUGCCGUGCUCUCGGGCGUAAUGUCCAGAUCGAUAUCCAUUGUCGGCGGUCAAGAUCUGCCAAACAGUCCUGCCCUCCGCGAUUCCGCGCCUUGGGAUUCAGAGUCGUCGCCGGCUUCCAUCUGGCAAAUUGCACUCGAGAGUCGUCAUGUGAGCCGCAAGUCACGACUUCCACGCGUUCAUUCAGAACGCGCCUCGACUGCAAACCUCUCGUACGGUCGCGGAUGUCCAUGA
Messenger RNA from Sphaerulina musiva SO2202, 618 nucleotides. RefSeq lists its product as uncharacterized. The transcript has 5 exons. The record is from RefSeq and is a predicted model, not a curated record. Lineage: Eukaryota; Fungi; Ascomycota; Dothideomycetes; Mycosphaerellales; Mycosphaerellaceae. Bases 1 to 618 code for a protein of 205 amino acids.